Messenger RNA from Lepisosteus oculatus (spotted gar), 7395 nucleotides. RefSeq names its product EGF-like and EMI domain containing 1 (gene egfem1). Lineage: Eukaryota; Metazoa; Chordata; Actinopteri; Semionotiformes; Lepisosteidae. Gene Ontology annotation, molecular function: scavenger receptor activity; calcium ion binding; protein binding. The record is from RefSeq and is a predicted model, not a curated record.
UGGUGGAGUUUGAGAAGGUCUUGCGUUGACUUGAGUGAUUGAUCAGUCCCUCUCCUCACCGGAUAGAAGGAGGGACACAGGGGAGGGAGACAAGAUUCCAGUGUUGGCUCUCGUCAAUAAAGAAGCACACAGGAUCAGCCCAGCUUCUGCCACCUUAUUUCCCCGCUCCAAAACUUUCAAAGCAGGAAAACUGGUGCUCAGCCGGCGUCACGGGAUUCGUGGACUGAUGUGAAGGAAAUCAAUAUCCAAAGCUACAGAUUUACACAUUUUUUCUCUGUUCGUUUUUGGUUUGUGUUUGGGUACAUCAUGAAAUAUUUUGACAUUUUGGUUUGGUUUUUAUUAUCUUUCAACGCAACACAAAUAACACAUUCUGCGGAACUUCAACCUGACAUGCCCAAUGUGUGCGCCGAGCAGGAAAUGGCCCUGGUGGGCCACCGGCAGCCCUGUGUCCAGGCCUUCACUCGGAUGGUGAAAAUGUGGAAGCAGGGCUGUACUGGACACAGGUGGUGUAUGGGAUACGAACGAAGGACUGGAUAUUACACGGCGUACAGACAGGUUUACAGCAUGGACAUCCACACGGUGUACAAGUGCUGCCCAGGAUGGAUGCAGAAAAAUGAUGAAGAGGGCUGUUUGCACCCGGUGUGCACUGCAGGCAGCUGUUUCAAUGGAGGGAGGUGUGCAGAGGGUGGAUCCCAGGUCUGCAGGUGUCCAAAGGGAUUCCAGGGAUCCCGCUGCCAGUACGAUGUUGACGAAUGUGCCACAGGGAACGGCGGCUGUGCGGAUCAGUGCUGCAACACCAUCGGCAGCUUCUACUGCAAGUGCCCCUCGGGCCAGCAGCUGGGGGAGGAUGGGAAAUCUUGCCAGGAUGUGAAUGAGUGUGCUGUUCUGAAUGGAGGCUGCCAGCAGACCUGUGUGAACACUCAGGGAUCUUUCCUCUGCGAAUGUGAGGAAGGAUUCCGCCUGCACGCGGAUGGGCGCACCUGCAUCACUGUGAACUCCUGUGCAGUAAAAAAUGGUGGCUGUGAGCACAAGUGUGUGGAGCUGGGCGAUGACCACUACAGGUGUGAGUGCCCUCCAAAUUACCAGCUGAAGAGAGACGGGAAACACUGUGAAUUAAAGGACCCCUGCUCACAGAGAAAUGGAGGCUGUGCACACAUUUGUACGAGUGAUGCUGGGCAGGUGCAAUGCGACUGCAGGCCGGGGUACAGACUCUCUAGCGACAGGAAAGGCUGUGAAGACAUCGACGAGUGCAGCUCGGGGCUGGCUCAGUGUUCUCAUCGCUGUGUUAACAUCAUGGGCUCGUUCAGCUGUGUCUGCAACCCUGGAUUUGAGUUGGGAGCCAAUGGGAAACAGUGUUAUCGCAUUGAAAUGGAGAUAGUCAAUAGCUGUGAGAAGGACAAUGGAGGAUGCUCUCAUCACUGUGAGCACACUACCAACGGGCCUCUCUGCUCCUGUAACCAGGGAUACCAGCUCGACGACGACAGAAAGAGCUGUAUAGACAGUGAUGAGUGUGAGAGUGGAAAGGCCUGCUGUAACCAUUUCUGCAACAACUAUCCAGGAGGCUAUGAGUGCAGCUGUAAGGCAGGUUACAGACUGAGUCCUGAUGGCUGCAGCUGUGAGGACGUGGAUGAAUGUUUGGCCGAGAGCGCUGGCUGUGAUCACAUCUGUAUCAAUUCCCUGGGAUCCUUUGAGUGCUCCUGUCAGGGGGGAUUCCAACUGGAUUUUGACAGGAGGUCAUGCAUCCCACUUUACGAUGAUGACUUAGAGGAAGAGGAGGAGGACCUGGAGGUGGUGCGCUUGCCUGAUCUGCUGUUUCGCCGGGCCCCCCAGCUCCUGCACUACACUGCUGCUCUGCGCUCCCCCUAUGACUACGAAGAGGAAGGGGAUGUCAGGGGAGAACUGUCUCUCGUCAGCAAAAUCGUAUGCCUCGAUAGUACCUUUGGAGAUGACUGCAGUUUGAGCUGUGAGGACUGUGCCAACAAUGCCGUCUGUAGUGCAGACAGAGACAGGUGUGAUUGCCUUCCAGGAUGGACUGGACUUAUCUGCAAUGAAACAUGUCCACAGGGAACCUUUGGGAAGGGCUGUAACAGCAUCUGUAGAUGCCAGAAUGGAGGGUCCUGUGACUCUGUGACAGGAAAAUGCCGCUGUCCCCCAGGAGUUCAUGGAGAGUUCUGUCAGGAUGGCUGCCCAAAGGGCUUUUAUGGAAAAAGCUGUGACAGAAGGUGCAACUGUCCCAACAACGGCUAUUGCCACAGGCUCUAUGGUGCUUGUCUCUGCGACCCUGGGCUUUACGGACUCUUCUGCCACUUGCCGUGUCCCAGAUGGGCCUACGGAGCUGGCUGCUCGGAGGAAUGUGACUGUGUGGUGGAGAACUCCCUGGGAUGUGAUGCCCGAAAUGGGUCUUGUACCUGCAGGCCUGGUUUCCAUGGUGACAAGUGCCAGAAAGAGUGUGAGACGGGAUUUUUUGGCGCUGGCUGCAAGCUGAGGUGCGACUGCGCCGUCGGGGUGUCGUGUGAUGGUCAGACCGGGAAAUGCAAUCAGCGGUGUGCUCCAGGGUUUCACGGGGAGAGGUGCCAACUGUCCUGUGAGCUGGGAAAGUUCGGUGUGAACUGCCAAGAAGAUUGUGACUGUGGUGGGGCUCCGUGUGAUUCCCAGACCGGUCUGUGUGUCUGUCCUCCUGGAAAGACUGGCUCAGCCUGCGAAAAGGCCUGUCCUGAAGGGUGGUGGGGUAUAAACUGUCACUUUCCAUGUGGAACCUGUGAGAAUGGAGGCACUUGUAACAAAGAGACUGGAAACUGUGAGUGCCAUCCAGGGUACAGCGGAAAGUACUGUGAAAAGACUUGUCCCAGUGGGUACUAUGGGCUUGGCUGCCUGUUUCUCUGUGACUGUAAUAACAACGCUGAGUGUGACCCUGUGACCGGGCAGUGUGCCUGCCCCCCGGGGUGGACUGGACAUGGCUGCAAAAGACCCUGUGAACCGGGCUACUGGGGUCGACAGUGCGCUAGCCAGUGUGAGUGUGAGCACAGCGACUUGAGCUGCAGCCCAGUGACUGGACACUGCCUGUGUGAAGCCGGCUACACUGGAGCCCACUGCCAAAACAAAUGUCCUGAUGGUACCUACGGUCUUGGCUGUAACUUCGGCUGUCAGUGUGAGAAUGGAGCUGCCUGUGAUCAUGUCAGUGGGGCUUGUACAUGCUUGGCAGGCUGGGCUGGCACCUUCUGUGAACGGCCAUGCCCGGCUGGCUUUUAUGGCCUUGACUGUCACCAGAUGUGCAACUGCAGAAAUGGUGCUCAUUGUAGCCACAUCACAGGAGCCUGCCAGUGCCCUCCUGGCUGGGUGGGAACCAAGUGUAACCAGGCUUGCCCAAGAGGACAGUAUGGUAUUAACUGCAGUGAGACCUGUGAUUGUCACAACGGAGCAGCCUGUGACCACAUCUCUGGGCAGUGCAGCUGUGCUGCGGGCUGGACAGGAGCUACCUGUCAGCAGCCAUGCCCUGCUGGACUCUAUGGUGUGGACUGUCUUCACCAUUGUAUCUGCCAAAAUGGGGGCUCCUGUGACCUGGUGACUGGCCAGUGCUUGUGUCCCAGAGGCUGGACUGGGGUUGCCUGUGAACUAGAGUGUGAAGAUGGGCGGUUUGGAGAAGGAUGUGCACAGACCUGUAAUUGCACAAAUGGUGGACUCUGUGAGAGACACUCAGGGAAAUGUGUCUGUCGCCCAGGCUGGACUGGUGACCAGUGUGAAACAGCCUGUGCGGAGGGCUACUACGGGGAGCGCUGUGAGGAGCAGUGUGACUGUGAGCAUGGCUCCACGUGUCACCACGUCACAGGCUGGUGUCAGUGUCAGCAGGGCUGGAGAGGGGACAGGUGUGACAAGCCCUGUCUACCUGGAUAUUAUGGCGAUAACUGUGCCCAGCAAUGCAAAUGUCCUCCUGGUGUCUCCUGCAACCACGUCACUGGAGAAUGUGGCUGUCCUGCAGGCUUCACGGGGAAUGGUUGUGAAGAAACGUGUCCUCCAGGCACUUACGGCCAGACGUGUGGCCAGCUGUGCCAGUGCUCUGGUGACAAGGAACAAUGUCACCCCAUCACGGGGAAGUGUACCUGCCUGCCUGGUUACUAUGGAAACCGCUGUGAGCUCAAGUGCCAAGAAGGAACUUAUGGGCCUUAUUGCAGAGAGAGCUGUAGGUGCCAGAAUGGAGGACGAUGUGACCCCGUGACUGGUGCCUGUCAGUGCCCUCCAGGAUUCCUGGGAGCAGACUGCAGCUUGAGCUGUCCACAGGGCCGCUAUGGGAAGGACUGUGCCCUGGUGUGUUCCUGUGGUGAGGGAGGUCAGUGCCACCUGGUGACAGGAAGGUGUAAGUGCCCACCUGGCAGAACUGGUCCAUCUUGUCAGCAAGCCUGCCCCAGAGAAAGCUACGGAGAGGACUGCCAGCACACCUGCUCUUGCCAAAAUGGUGCAAUUUGUAACCCAGAGAAUGGGACCUGUAUAUGUGGAUUGGGAUGGACUGGAUCUUACUGUGAGAAAGAGUGUCCUCCAGGUAAAUAUGGUGCCGACUGUCUGCUGGACUGCCCUUGCCAGAACAGUGAGUCAUGUGACCGAUUCACGGGCUGCUGCCACUGCGCUGAGGGCUUCUACGGGCACUCCUGUGAGCACAGGUGCCCCUCUGGGUUUUUUGGCCUGAACUGCGCUCAUCUCUGCGAUUGUAAAAAUGGUCUCCAAUGUCACCCCGUCACUGGCCAGUGUAUAUGCCCUCCUGGCUUUUAUGGACGUCAAUGCCAGAAAGUUUGUGCAUUGGGCAGGUAUGGGGAUACCUGCCAGCACCGCUGUGACUGUGAAGGAGCAGCUCCCUGCCACCAUGUCACAGGGAAAUGCUUUUGUCCUCCUGGAAGGACCGGAGACAAAUGUGACAAAGAGUGUAGAAGCAAUCGCUAUGGACCGGGGUGCUCGCUGACCUGCCAGUGUGCUAACCAAGGACACUGUGACUCCCGCAGUGGGAGCUGCCUGUGUCCCUUCAGCUGGAUCGGACCCACGUGCACAGAAGGGGGACCCCUAGACCCCUUGUCUAACCAGAAAUCCGGUGAUCUGCAAGAAAAACAGCCUUCAAAGCAUUUUUCAGAAUCAUAGUGCUUAUGAAGUGGUUUAGAGAAACUAAACUCCUGAUGGAUUAAUCAUUGUGAUAACAAACCAGGAACAACUUACAAGUAAUGAAAGGAUGGUGCUAAUUCUCUUGACCGCGUACAGAACAGACCACACAAUAUCAGGCUACAGCAUCCACCGGGAAAGCUGAGGAGUGGGUGCCUGUGAUAUUGUAUGCUACACAUACCAUUUCCAGCACUCAUAACAGACAGAGACACUUCAUGUACACACGGCCUAUGAAUGUCCAUUCCUCUUGACCAAGUCCUUCUGUUCAAACAUAAAAAAGCGGGAGCCACAUUUUGAAAAAGAAACCCUAUCCUUCCGUUUCUUACUACUUCAUCCAAAUAUAGUGUCAAUGGGGAGCUGGAGGCUAUCCUGGCAAGAGAGGAGCACAAUGGAGGGUAUAACCAGGAUAGGAUCCCCGUCCCAUCACAGGGCACACAAGCAGAUACAACACACAGACACAACCAUGCACUCACUCACAUCAUGACCACUUUCCCAGUAGCCAUUUGACCAAUCAGUAUGUUUUUGGACUGUGGGAUGAAACUAAAGCACCUGGACAAAACCCACACAAACUCCAUGUACUGUAGAUAGCACCCCUGGUGAAGAAUUGAACUCGAGGCCCCAGCACAGUGGAGCAGCAAAAAUAACCAUUGCGCCAUCAUGCCACCUGAAAAGACACUCUUGACACCCAAUCAUCAAUGGAAAUUAAUUACUGUAUCGCAGGUAGCCAUCACUCUUUGUUGCUUAAAACAGAUUAAAAGAAAUAUCUUAAUGGCAGUGUAAGCACUCUGCAGUAUUAAACAAAAUGGCUUCCGUCCGUAACUGGUUGUCAGUGGAAGCUGUUUAAUGUCUGAUACAGCACUUGAAUAGAUUCCUAACUUCUUGUAUAUUAACUAGUUAAGACUAGGAUUUUGUUAUUUUAUUUAAAUGACAAUAUAUAUUUUUAAUUUUCAGUCAAUGAGAAGUAUGUGUAGGGUGCCCUUAUAGUAUAAACAUAUGGUAAGUGCAAAUGUUCUUGUCUGACUUGUCAGUUUGUUCAUUUCAUACUCUAGAAUAUUGCAAUAUGAUAUUUAAAGCAGGAGUGAAAAUGCUGAGAUGGCAUUUAGUUUUUAUAGAUAACUUGAAACACAUGAGUGAAGAACAGUUAUGUUCUUUGGUGUGUAGAACAGAAACUACACCUGAGCCUGAAACAAGCCAUCUUAUACAGAUUAAAAUAGUUUCCAUGUUUCAUGUAGGAAGAUGUCCUUUGAUAAUGAAUGCUUGUGUCUGUAUGGAUGAAAGGUUGUUAAUGGAAUUUCUGUAUUUUGUAAAUAUGUUAUGCAUUUAAGUUUGCUCUUAUGUUAAAGAUGGAAAAUACCAAACGUGGUAAAAGUACAGUUUUGAUGUUUUGCCAGUUCUGUUCAAUAUUUUCUGAUGCUGCCAUCAUGUUUUGUGCAUUCUUUAAUGUGACUGACUUUCUAAAGCAUACUCUUAUUAUCUUUUUUUAUUGUACUAUUCAGUUUUUAUUGCUAAGACUUAACUUGGCAUGUUAUUCAGCUCUUAUGCUACAUUUCAUGUACAGUAUUUGAAAUAGUGAAAAACAUUUUUGAACUCAGAUAACUGAAAGCUUUAGCAAUAACAGGCAACAGUCCUGGAAUUGACCCGUCUGCCUGUUAAUUUUGCUUUUUCUUAUUUCAAGUGGUUUAAUAUUUCAGCAACCUUUGCAACAACCAACAAUUUUAAAAGACAAACUGAAAGAUAUCUGUAGUGUUAAGCAGGUUUGAAACUUACUUGGGCAGCUGAAUUUGAAUUUCACAGUGAAUUUUAUGCCAAAUUAAUUCAUGUUUGAAAUCUUUCCACUGUGCCUUUCAGGAAAUUAGAAUCUUGGUGUACUUUCCUCAAAAUAAGACUUGUCCCUGUACUGUUCUUCAGAAAGCAUAUGCUGUUAUUUUGUAAGGGCAUCUUUCUUUAUUUGAACUUUUAGCCUCUUGGUAAACUGAAUUCAAAUUUCCCCUUAGCAGCAGAGGAAUUAUAUGUGUAUCUUGCCCACAGAGGAAUUCAAGACCUUCAUCUGCUUUUUCUCACAGAGCGUUUUUCUCUUUUUUGGGGAUAAAAUGUCUGAUAUUCAGUGUUUUUGGAACUCUCAGGACUUUUGUCAGAACAGUACCUGAAAUCUGUACUGAAAAUGUAAUUAGUGUUAUUUUUUUAAAAGGAAACAUUUUGGUAAUACAUGGCAUGUGUUGAUUCAUAACAAAUGACAAAAUAAAAUGGUCACAGCCA